Messenger RNA from Cyprinus carpio (common carp), 2875 nucleotides. RefSeq names its product transcription factor RFX3. The record is from RefSeq and is a predicted model, not a curated record. NCBI's taxonomy places the organism in Eukaryota, Metazoa, Chordata, Actinopteri, Cypriniformes, Cyprinidae. Gene Ontology annotation, biological process: regulation of transcription by RNA polymerase II. Gene Ontology annotation, molecular function: RNA polymerase II cis-regulatory region sequence-specific DNA binding; DNA-binding transcription factor activity, RNA polymerase II-specific. Gene Ontology annotation, cellular component: nucleus.
GUGUAUAACAGUGAAAACACGGAAAAUUCAGUGUUUGGCAGGGAAAGAGUUAAUCAGGAAGUGACGAUUUUGUUCUCUUCAACUCACUGGAUGGAAACAUUACUAGUGAUCAAAGCUCUAGCACUAAGUGUUAAAGUUAGGUGAUGCAUUUGUGAAUGAUGGUGAUUUUGUGUCUCCAAGGCGCCAUGCAGACCCCAGAGGCAGGCGCUGACUCCACGUCCAACGUGCCGCUCCAGACCAGCGUGCCUGUGCCGUCUGCGGUCAGUGUCCAGCAGGUGGCGUCUCAGGUGCCCGUCCAGCAACAGGCGCAGACUGUUCAACAGGUCCAGCAUGUGUAUCAAACACAGGUGCAGUACGUUCAGGAGGAAAACAACGCCGUUUACACCAAUGGAAACAUACGGACGUAUUCAUACUCAGAACCGCAGCUGUACAACCAGAACAGCGGCGGGAACUACUUCGAUACGCAGGGCGCCUCCGCUCAGGUGAGCACUCACAGUAUGGCCAACAACGGCAACGGGAACGGCGCUCUGGCCAUGGGGCUGUCAGGAGGCCAGAUCAUCAGCAGCUCAGGAGCGUAUCUGAUUGGAGGAAACUCCAUGGAUGGCUCCGCCCCUCACAGCACGGCUCAGACCACUAGAGCCUCCCCCGCCACGAUUGAAAUGGCGAUUGAGACGCUCCAAAAGUCUGAAGGUUUGUCCAGUCAGAGAAGUUCGCUGCUCAACAGUCAUCUGCAAUGGCUCCUGGAUAAUUACGAGACAGCAGAAGGUGUGAGUCUGCCGCGCUCCACGCUUUACAGUCACUACCUGCGCCACUGUCAGGAGCAGAAGCUGGACCCGGUCAAUGCUGCGUCUUUCGGGAAGCUCAUCCGCUCCAUCUUCAUGGGGCUGCGCACCCGCCGCUUGGGCACCCGAGGGAACUCUAAAUAUCACUAUUACGGGAUUCGCGUGAAGCCGGACUCUCCUCUGAACCGGUUGCAGGAGGACAUGCAGUACAUGGCACUGAGACAGCAGCCCGUCCAACAGAAGCAGAGAUUUAAGCCAGUACCGAAGAUCGACGGCGUUUCAGGAGAGAGCUUCUCCAGCGGGGGGCAGCACACACCCAGCGCUGCAGAGCAGACCUUCAUCGCUCAAAGCCAGCAUCAUCAGCAGUUCCUCGACGGGUCCAGAGCUCUGCCAGAGUUCGCUGAACUUGACCUCGGAGAGCCUGUGGAAGGCGUCGGAUCAGAGGACGUCAAAGCCCUUCAGACGCUGUACAGAGAGCACUGCGAGGCCAUUUUGGACGUAGUGGUGAACCUUCAGUUCAAUCUAAUCGAGAACUUGUGGCAGACUUUCUGGCGCUAUUCUCCAUCCAGCUCCGUAGAGGGCGUCACCAUCACUGAAAACAGUGGUCUGAGCGAGAUCGAGGGCCGCCUGCCGCGGACCGGACUGGUUCUGCUCUGUGGAAACGAGGCAGUGCUAAAGUGGAUGAACACCUGUGAUCACCUGAUGUAUCAGGCCCUCGUGGAGAUCCUCAUCCCUGAUGUACUGAGACCCAUUCCUAGUGCCUUGACUCAAGCCAUCCGUAAUUUUGCCAAAAGCCUUGAGAGCUGGCUCACCAACGCCAUGAGCAGCAUCCCCCAGAGGAUGAUCCAGACCAAGGUUUCCGCUGUGAGUGCCUUCGCUCAGACGCUCCGCAGAUACACGUCUCUGAAUCAUCUGGCGCAGGCGGCCCGUGCAGUGCUGCAGAACACCUCCCAGAUCAACCAGAUGCUCAGCGAUCUCAACCGGGUUGACUUUGCCAAUGUGCAGGAGCAGGCCUCGUGGGUGUGCCAGUGUGAAGAGGGCGUAGUUCAACGCCUCGAGCAGGACUUCAAGGCCACCCUCCAGCAGCAGAGCUCCUUGGAACAGUGGGCAGCUUGGCUGGACAACGUGGUCACUCAAAUGCUCAAGCCGUACGAGGAUAAACCCAGCCUCCCCAAAGCUGCACGCCAGUUCCUGCUCAAGUGGUCCUUCUACAGCUCUAUGGUCAUCAGAGACUUGACCCUGCGCAGCGCGGCGAGUUUCGGCUCUUUCCACCUGAUCCGGCUGCUGUACGACGAGUACAUGUUCUAUCUGGUGGAGCACCGCGUCGCACAGGCCACGGGAGAGACGCCCAUCAGAGUCAUGGGAGAGGUACAGACUGUCUGUGUAGCUCAGCUGUAAAGAGCCAUGAAGCCAGUCUUUCUCUCUAAUCAACAUUUCUUUGUGCAGUUUCAGGACCUGAAUACCAUGUCACCUGCCAACAUCGACAAAGACGAGGUGAGCGAGAUGGACAGUGAUCUGGACGAGGAGAUGGAGGAGUCUGACGAGCCUCUGGCCAAGCGGGAGAAAGCGGAGACGGAGGUCAUCCAGGUGCUGCAGGUGGGAGCGAUGGAGGACGGCAGCAGCGCGGUGGUGAGCGUGGUUCAACCCAGCAUGCUCAGCGCUCUACCCUCGACCGAGCACAUCCUCAGCUCGAGCGGAACCAGCACCAUCCGUCACUGCAGCAGCCUGGGAAACACCUACGCCUCGGUCUGAACCAUCUGUCUCUAAAACCUUCGUGAAAACAGAUCUCCGUGACACUCGGAGAGAUCAUCCACAAAGCAAACCAGCUUCAGGAUGUGAUGAGAUGCUGAUUGUAAAGUUUAAAGCCCUAAUGUUCCCAGGUGAAAAAAGUGCACUUCCAUAAUAUACUCUAUUUCUGCGCUCUUAUUUUGGACUUAAUAUACUAAAAAUCAUUCUUUAGUACUUCUUACGAUCAUCUAAGUGUACUCAACUGUGCUAUUUUGGACACCACGAAUAUUAACUAAAAUGCACUUUUAACACACUGAUAAAAAUUAUUCUCUAUUUGUGUCUAAAGAAAUAUCUAAACAUUCUUG